Suncus etruscus (white-toothed pygmy shrew) is the source of this 1376-nucleotide messenger RNA. RefSeq names its product basic immunoglobulin-like variable motif-containing protein. Lineage: Eukaryota; Metazoa; Chordata; Mammalia; Eulipotyphla; Soricidae. Gene Ontology annotation, molecular function: single-stranded DNA binding; DNA endonuclease activity. Gene Ontology annotation, cellular component: nucleus. Gene Ontology annotation, biological process: nucleotide-excision repair. The record is from RefSeq and is a predicted model, not a curated record.
GGUGCCAAAGGAGAUGGGCACUAUCCUUGGAGCUGUCCAGUGACCCCCACGCGGGAGAAGAUCUACGCCAUCUGCUUGGACUAUGCGUUUCUCAACCAGGCCACCUCAAUCUCCAAGACCCCCAACUCCAGCCACUCUUCCUGCCUCCCAGAAAGUACCUCGCUUUCAACUGCAAAGAAUGCGACCCGCUACCUGGGCCUGGCCACGGCGCCGGCAGAGAUCAUUCACAAUGAAGAGAACAGCCUGGAAACCGUAUCCAGCAGCUUGGGCAAGCUACCUCUGGCGUGGGAGAUUGAUAAAUCGGAAUUUGAUGCUGUGACCACAAAUCUGAAACAUAAAUCAGGUAAUGCCAAGAAACAGAUUUCCAAGAAAAAGACCUCAGAUAAGAAGGGAAGACACCCAGGGACUGGCCCCAGCACUCUCCUGUGGAAGAUAUUAAGCAUCGGAAAGUUUUUGACCUCAGGUGAUGGUAUAGCAUAAGUCGGCCACAGUAUAAGACAUCUUGUGGCAUUUCCUGACUGAUCUGCUGGAAUUUCUUGUAUAGCACAAUGGGAACAGGAAACCUUCCACCUAUUACUCAAGAAGAAGCUUUGCAUAUUUUGGGCUUUCAACCCCCGUUUGAAGAUAUUCGCUUCGGUCCUUUCACAGGAAACACAACGCUGAUGAGGUGGUUCAGGCAGAUCAAUGACCACUUCCACGUCAAAGGAUGCUCGUAUGUUCUUUACAAGCCUCAUGGGAAGAACAAAACAGCUGGAGAAACUGCUUCAGGUGCCUUGUCUAAGUUAACGCAUGGGCUGAAAGAGGAAUCCCUGGCUUAUAUAUAUCAUUGCCAAAACCAUUAUUUCUCACUGAUUGGCUUUGAAGCAACACCCGUUAAGGCAAAUAAAGCUUUCAGCAGGGGGCCCCUCUCAUCACAGGAAGUCGAAUAUUGGAUCCUAAUUGGAGAAUCUAGUCGGAAACAUCCUUCUAUUCACUGUAAAAAAUGGGCAGAUAUUGUUACUGAUCUAAACACCCAGAAUCCAGAAUAUCUAGAUAUCCGGCACUGACGGGGGCUACAGUACCAAAAAACAAAGAAAGUUGGUGGAAAUUUGCAUUGCCUCAUAUCGUUCCAGAAACUUCACUGGCAAAGAUUCGGCAUUUGGAAUUUUCCAUUUGGAACCAUAAGACCAGAGUCACAGCCUCUAUCACAUGGCCUGGGAAUUGCCAAAUCAGAGAGUGAGGACAACAUCUCCAAGAAGCAGCAUGGGCGGCUGGGCCAAUCUUUCAGCGCAAGUUUUCAUCAGGACUCAGCAUGGAGGAAGAUGUCCAGCAUCCACGAGAGGAGGAAUAGUGCUUACCAGGGCUACAGUGACUAUGACGGGAAUCACUGAGCUGCC